AUGCCAGGCGUGCCGUCCAGCCGGGGCUGCGACGCCUGCCGGCGCCAGAAGAAAAAGGAGCUGGUACAUCGACCGACGUUGCUGCCGCCUUUGGGGAGCAGUGCACAGGUUGCCGUCAUCAGUCGUCUCGUAUCGGCCCUGGAAGUCAGCGAUCCACGCUUCGAUCUAUCCGUCUACGGUUCCUUCAUCCGUGAUAUUCCCCAACGUCUCGGUAGCAACCCAGCCCUCGACGCUGCUGCUGCCUCGCUUGCGUCAACUCUUCCACUAGUGCUACGAAGAACAGGCACAGACGAUUACGACAAGGCACUACAGCCCGUGAAUCGCGCCACCGUUCCCAUGCUGCAGGAAUAUGGCCGCGCGUUACAUUCCUUACGAACGGCCCUUUGCGACCCUGUUGCCAUCAAGGCGCCCAAUACCCUUUGUGCCCUGUAUCUGGUCGUCGUCACCCAGGGCUGGCUACAGGGAGACGGAGGCAACUUGCCGAGUCACGGCGAAGCUGUUGCCAUGAUUCUACGAUCGAUCAAAAGACACCGCCAGUCGUCCUGGGGCGACUUUGAGAACAGUGUCAUGUCGACAUUAUGUUUUCUUGUUGUUAUGGAGAGCUUUAUCAACCCACGCAUCAACCUCGACGACAACCUGUGGGAAAUGCCAGAACCACAUGGCCCCAUUACUUCCAAGGAUGAGCCUCUCAACAUCGACAGCUUAGGCAACCGUUAUCUUGCACACGUUGUCAAACUUCUUCGGGAGCCUAACGUGUACCAGAUGGAGCUGGUUGUCGCAUAUCACCGCGUACGACUUGAUAGAACCAAGCUGUCCGCUCUGCUAGCCACAAUACCCGCCACCCCUUGUCCUGAUGAUAAAGCCAUACCCCCAAUCUCAGAUGCGCUUUGCCGUGUCCAUCUCCGGUGGCAGACGGCAUUUGGAAUGCUAACACUCGUUGCCAUGCGUAUUGGGUCCGUCUUGUCGACGUUGGUCCCGCUGCCCGAAUGCAUGGACGCCUUCGCCGUGCUGGAUCUACCAGGCGACCUCCACGCGUACAGGGAUGACAUUGUGGACGUCGCAGGACAAGCCCUCCAAUACUAUCCUCUAGGCUCCAGUUUCAUGCCGCUGUGUCUUCUCGCUGCAUAUUUUUCUCUGUCCUUGACGGACGGCGACGCAAACCAACGUACGCACAUACUCCGUCUUUUCUCUGCAUACCGUCCUGGAGUCAACUUGGACAGAGAAUUAAACGACAUUGCUAAGGCUCUCCAGCCGGGCCGCGUGGUUCGCAAUGCCCAUAUUGCGUCACCGUCAACAGUCGGCUGUGCCAAUGAAGACUCGGGAUAUUCUUUGACGGCGUCAAAUUUGUGCACUAUUCUUUGA
Sporothrix brasiliensis 5110 is the source of this 1362-nucleotide messenger RNA. RefSeq lists its product as uncharacterized. The coding region runs from base 1 to 1362 and encodes 453 amino acids. The record is from RefSeq and is a predicted model, not a curated record. The transcript has 2 exons. Lineage: Eukaryota; Fungi; Ascomycota; Sordariomycetes; Ophiostomatales; Ophiostomataceae.